Messenger RNA from Penicillium salamii, 1290 nucleotides. The record is from the annotation of a GenBank genome assembly. Lineage: Eukaryota; Fungi; Ascomycota; Eurotiomycetes; Eurotiales; Aspergillaceae.
AUGGACCAAAGAUCGAAAUCAUGUCGUCUCAAAGCGAUCAAAGUCCUUCGUUCUCUAUUUUGCCGUGGAAAUCGCCAGAUCGAGGGGAUGGAGAGUCAAAGCAUCCAUGAAUCUCCAACUAAUAGCCCACAGUGUGAUGAGAAGAAACCGGCCUGUGCUAAAUGCGUCAACCAUUCCAUCGAAUGUGACUUCCUGUCAGCAGACGCCAACUCUCUUUCGCCUUCAUCGACACCUCAACCCGCGUCAUCAAAGACACGGUUCAGAUUCAAACCAUCCAAAUAUCAAUACAGCAGAACCUCAUCCCCAGCGGCAAGUCAGACAUCUCUAGAUGUACCUAGGGCUGUCUCAAGUGCACCGGAAUCACAAACCCAGCAUGAAACCCUAUCAUUCGAAGACCUCCAGCUCUUCCACCACUUUGUCACAGAGACAUAUCGUACCAUAGCCGAUGAUACAACCAACAGCAACCGAAUAUGGCAAACCCACGUCCCCAAAUGGGGAUUCACCACGCCAUCAAUCUUCCACCUCAUUCUCGCCAUGGCAGCAUUACAUCAAGGCCAUCUUAAUCCAGAUCUACGUAAUCAGUACGUUUUGCAAGCAGAUGCGCACUUUACGUUCGGCAUUCGCUCUGUAUCUACGAUUCUGGCAUGCUUGAAUGCCGAGAACUGUCAGUUGAUCUACAUGUCUGCUGUGUUGAUCUGCUUUGUUUAUUUUGCCCAUGGUCCACGGCCAGGUGAAUACCUGGUCUUCAGCCAGACAGGCAAGGCAGAGUGGCUUGUUCUCAUGAGAGGUGUGCGGUCUAUCCUGAUGUCUCACCACGAGAGGAUCUUCAGUGGUGUUUUGGCUAUCCAACCCGAUCCGUCCAUUGAAGAGAUUAGUCAGUCUCUGGGCGAUGAGCUUCGGGAACAUGCGGCUCGCAUGAAGGAUGUUCGAGUCUUCAUUGAGGGUCGGGUUGGUGCAGAGUGUGGGAUAUAUGUGGCCGCCAUUGAUAAUUUGCUUGAGAUGUUCGAGGCAUCCUAUCGGACGUGUAGUGCGGGAAAGGGUGGUGUUGAGGUGAUGUCCCAUGCAAUUGGAUGGAUAUACCGGCGACCGGAGGAGUUUAUCUGUUUGCUUGAGGAUAGGGAUCCAUUUGCCUUGAUUAUUCUUGCUUAUUGGUGUGUACUUCUGAAGUUGAUGGGAUCCUCGUGGAUGAUGAUCGGGUGGGAUCGACAUGUCAUCGGAGGAAUCCAGUCAUGUUUGAGCAGCGAGUAUCACCAGUGGAUUGAGUGGCCUGUUAGAGUGAUCUGCGAGUAA